Molecule: messenger RNA, 603 nt
Organism: Rhodotorula toruloides NP11
Lineage: Eukaryota; Fungi; Basidiomycota; Microbotryomycetes; Sporidiobolales; Sporidiobolaceae
Product: superoxide dismutase, Fe-Mn family
Exons: 6
Coding region: 1-603 (200 amino acids)
Biological process (GO): superoxide metabolic process
Cellular component (GO): mitochondrion
Molecular function (GO): metal ion binding; superoxide dismutase activity
Source: RefSeq, a predicted model, not a curated record
AUGCUUCGCGCAACAGCCGUCAGGAUGUCGCACAGCUUCAACCAGAUCCCCGCCGUCCUCCCGAAGCUCCCCUUCGCGUACAAUGCCCUCGAGCCCGCCAUUAGUGCCACCAUAAUGGAGCUCCACCACUCGAAGCACCACGCCACCUACGUCGCCAACUUCAACAAGGCCCACGAGGACAUCCAGGCUGCUUCGCAGGCCCAGGACAUCAAGAAGCAGAUCGCUCUCCAGGCCGCCAUCAAGUUCAACGGCGGUGGCCACAUCAACCACACCCUCUUCUGGGAGAACCUCGCCCCUCAGUCGCAGGGCGGCGGCCAGUUCCCCUCGUCGGGCAAGCUCCACGACCAGGUCCAGCAGGACUUUGGCGGCCUCGACGGCUUGAAGAAGGCCGUCAACGCCGCUGCCCUCGGUAUCCAGGGAUCCGGAUGGGCUUGGCUCGGAUACAACCCGACGACCAAGAAGCUCGAGGCUGUCUCGACGGCCAACCAGGACCCGCUCCUCGGCUACGUUCCCCUCGUCGGCAUCGACAUGUGGGAGCACGCCUACUACAUCGACUACGCGAGUCCUCCCCCUCCUCGUCCUUCUCGUUUUCCUCCUCGCUGA